CUUUCUUGUUAUAUCUGCUGCUAUUUGAGCUUGGAAAUGCCGGAAACCUGCUGUGCUGUUGGAUGUAGACGAGGCGAUAAACCAAAUCUUAGCUUCGGAUCGCGGCGAUUUGUCGUGAACGAUGGAAACCUACGAUGUACACAAGGAUAUGCAAUGAACACUUCAUAUCAGUAACCGGGCUGCCUUGUGAUCAGAUGCUCCACUCGCAGUCACCGCCUCUGAAUGUAAACAGCGUAAAGCCUGCAGAUGUGGCGCUUUUGGCCUCUAUUGGACUAAAUGUCCACAGCACCAUGUUGUCCGCUGUGGUGUCAAGGCUUCAAGAGCUGAUGGGUAUGUUCAAUCCCAUAUUGAUGAGCUCCUCCUUUGGAGAAACAUCCAUGAAUGGCCCUCAGUAUGGAGGACACAGCACUCUGCUGGAGCUAGCACAAGAGGUGUCUCUCUACCUGCAGAAAAGGCAGCAUUCUUGGAAGCUAGUGGUUGUUUUUGUUCAAGUGGAUCAGAUCUGUGCAUGUGACCAUGAGAAGGUUCAGUCUGCUGUCAGGUCAGCCGUCAAUGAGGUGGAUGCUGUCUUACAGCUACUGAACGCUCAGCUAAAGCGAACCAUUGUCAGCAUUGCAUUGUGGGAUGGAGAAUGUGAUAAGUCGCACAGCAAAUCAUGCCCAUGUUUGGAACUCGACCAAGGGGAAGAGGUCAGACUUCAAAAGGCCAUUCUUGCUCGUGCCCUGCAGGAUUCUUUGGACGAGCUCCUGGUGGAGAAGCACUGGUACAGUGACAGGAACGACUUCACCGUCAUCUUACAGGAUACACCUCUCAUCACGCAUGUCGUUUCUGCUAAUAUCGGGAAACCUCUCUCUGAGUCCCAAGCGUCACAUGAAACUGAUAAACUGAUGGUGCAGUUGUGGACAAACCUGCUGCAGCCCACGAGUGCCAAACAUAACACGGACGACGACGGAAACAUCAUUGCAUUGCAAUGUCCAACUGAGGACCGUCCUUUUGUGAGGACGAAAGGGAACUCGCCUAUAAAUCACACCAGCAGCGCCUUUCCUCCCGUCCACCCAACAACUGGCACUAAGAUUCCCUGUGAGGAUGGCAGCCCCUCCGACUCCACACCCACGUCGGUGCAUGAACUCAGGCCAGGAGAUAUCAGAGUGGUUGCUGCCAUAGGAGACUCUCUGACAGCGGGGAACGGCAUUGGAUCGAGUCAAACAAACAUUGUAGAUGUCCUAACUCAGUACAGAGGUUUAUCAUGGAGUAUCGGCGGCGAUGGAAACCUCACAACCGUCACAACUCUGCCCAAUAUUUUGAAGCAUUUUAAUCCCAACGUGACGGGCUACUCUGUUGGAAAAGGGAAAGAGCACACACCUCAGGCCUUUUUCAACCAGGCUGUUCAAGGAGCAAAAAGCAAAGACCUGCUAAAACAAGCGCACGCCCUGGUGGCCAGGAUGAAGAACUCUACCAUCAACUUUGAAUCCGAUUGGAAGGUGAUCACUGUUUUUAUCGGUGGAAAUGACAUAUGUGAUCACUGCCAAAAUUCUCUAUUUUUUUCCGUGGAGAAUUAUGUCAACAAGAUCCAAGAAAGUCUGGAUUAUCUACACAAAGAGGUGCCCCGGGCCCUGGUCAACUUAAUAGAACCCAUCCACAUUACCCCUCUCCGAAAAUUGCACAUUAAUGCCACGUUGAAAUGCCCAACCUGGCUAGUCCAAAUAAUGUGUCCUUGCGUUGUCUUACCAAAGCCCUCUUCGACAGCUUUGAAAAAGGUGGAAGAGCUGAACAGUAAAUAUCAGCUGGUACUGAAUGAACUUGUCGAGUCAAAACGUUACGACACUCGCCUUGACUUCACUGUGGUCAUCCAGCCUUUUUUCAGAGAAAUAAUCGUUCCCAAACUACCGGAUGGCCGCGUAGAUCGCUCUUUCUUCAGUGCCGACUGUUUUCAUCUCAGCCAGAGAGCCCAGACUCAGAUGGCUCGCGCCCUGUGGAACAACAUGCUGGAACCUUUGGGAAAUAAAACAUCCCUACAGGAUUUUUCCACAGAUAUUGAACUGAUAUGUCCGAGCGAGACUUCACCAUAUUUUCGGACAUAUCACAACAGCAAUUAUACAUAUGUUGGUCCUUCACCGACACCAGCACCUAAUAAAAACUGGGGAAGUGACUUCUCCUGUGUGGAACUAGCUCCAUCUGACACUGUGCCAACAUCAGUUCACAAGCUAAGACCAGCGGACAUCAAAGUGGUGGCCGCAUUGGGAGACUCCGUAACGGCAGGCACAGGUGCUAAGGCCAGGACUCUGCUGGACCUCAAUAGAGAAUAUAAAGGAGUGUCUUGGAGCAUCGGAGGGGACCACACUCUGGACACAGUCACGACACUGCCGAACAUCUUAAGAAAGUUCAACUCAGCCCUAAAAGGCUUCUCCAAAGGUCAGGGGUCAAGACAAAAGGGCUUCAACAUGGCUGUGGAUGGAGCCACGACCCUGAGCAUCCAAGACCAGAUCAAAGUCCUCAUCAAUGCCAUGAAAGAACACAAGGAUGUGAACUUUGAAGAGGACUGGAAGCUUUUGACAAUAUUUGUAGGAAACGACCUCUGCCACUAUUGCAUCGACCAAAAUAAUCUGUCCCCCAAGAAUUACAGUCACAAUUUGAUGCUUGCUUUGGACACGCUUCACAAGGAGGUGCCAAGGACAUUGGUCAAUCUGGUGGAGAUCAUGCAGAUUGACACUUUAAAGGAAGUGAAGAAAAACACUCUAGGGUGCUCCCUCCUGCAGAGAAUAAGCUGUCCUUGCGUUAUCAACCCUACUGAAAACUCCCCAGAGUUGGAAGAGAUCAAACGGAUCAAUCAUGAAUACCAGGCUGAAAUCCAUAAUCUUAUUUCUGGAUCUCGCUAUGAUCAGAAAGAGGACUUUGCAGUUGUUCUUCAGCCAUUCUUACACAAUUCUUUCAUUCCUUAUAUUGGUGAGGGGGAAGCAGACGCCAGUUUCUUCUCUUUGGACUGUUUCCACAUCAGCGAGCGAGCUCAUGCUGAGAUGGCCAUAGCCCUGUGGAAUAACAUGUUGGAGCCUGUAGGUAGGAAACAGGCGUAUAACAACUUCACAUAUGACCGCUCCAAGAUCCACUGUCCCUCUGAGGCCAGUCCCUUCAUCUUCACCAAAGUCAACAGCAGCCCACCGCCACCAGUGACGGCCACAACUGUGCCCCCUCCCAACAACAUCACUGCAUUCACAACCACCACUACUCAAACUGCCUUCAUACCCUUGUGUGUCCCCCCACAGCCGACGUGGGUCACAGUUGUUGUGGGAGUUGUUGGUUUAUUUAUGGGCGUCACCGUUGCUGUGCUUAUUUUCUUUUUCGUGCUGCAUAGGAAAAGCCAAACUAAGGAUGCGGUAGAGUGUGCGGAGUAUGCGGUAGAAACAAAAACCGCAGCACUUUGAGAAUUGAUUUGAAUGUUUUGUGUAUUUUCCAAAAAAAACAACACAAUUUGGUUCGGUUAAGGAAAAGAGCAUUUGUUGCUAUACGAGUUGUAGAUGUAAAAUGUUAAGUUAUUUGAUAUCAUAAAUCUUCAUACAAACAUGAUAAAUCUGCAGCAUCCAGCUAAGUUUAUUACAAUAGAGCCCAUGACUUUCAUAACAAUAAUAAUAGAUUUUAUUUGUAAAAGCACUUUACAUUGAACAAACAACCUCAAAGUGCUACAGUGCAUUUAAAAAAAUUAAAUAAAAAAAUUAAAAAUCCCCAAAUUCUAACCCACUAAAAGGAUUUUGUUCUAAUUAAUGUCAAAUAUAUGAGCAGAACUGUGGUCUUUCCUCGAUGAUCAAAAACUAUACAAUACAUUACGUAAGCCAUUAUUACAUAUUAUUUACAGUAUUCUCAUUGAACGCUAGUAGUACUACUCCACACCACUAGGAAGCAGCAUAGUACCAAAAAGUAGAAGCAUCUCUCGCUAUCUACUUCAGCAGGAGUUAAGCAUAAGUUAAGCAUGAAACGUCAUUAAAAUUGAACAUACAUUUAAAAAAACAAUGGGGAAAGAUAUUAGAAGACAAGAGGGGACACACACUGACAAAUGAUACUUGGCUGAUGGUUCUUUCGUUCGCCGUGGAGUCACUUCCGGUGCAAGCGGCAUUGAAAUAAAAUCUUCCAAUAGUUUACAUUUUCAAUGUUAAUUUUGAAAGUAAUGACAACUGUACCAUAUAACGUUAUUACUGAUGAUUGCAUGACAUUUUUUUUUCUGUAGGAUUUCAUGAAUUGAAUACGUAUUGUAUGUUUUGUUUGUAAAUCAUUGUUACUCAAAUAAAGUUUGGAGAA
Molecule: messenger RNA, 4287 nt
Organism: Entelurus aequoreus (snake pipefish)
Lineage: Eukaryota; Metazoa; Chordata; Actinopteri; Syngnathiformes; Syngnathidae
Product: phospholipase B1, membrane-associated-like
Biological process (GO): phospholipid metabolic process
Molecular function (GO): glycerophospholipase activity
Source: RefSeq, a predicted model, not a curated record